CACCCAUACAUAAAUACAUUCAUGUACAUACACCUACUGUAUGCAUAUAUAUUAUUAUACAUAAUCACAUAAUGCUUAAUAAUCGUUCGGAUCCCAACUAUGAUGCUCAAACAUGCAUCUGUUCUGUUGUUGUGUUAGUAGGUUAGUAAGGUUAGUAAAUCUGUGAAUUAGCAUUGUUUACCAAAAGGGUGAGACAGGUGUUGGUGCAUGCGGCACGUCAACCAAACCACUUUAAUACCUGCUUGUAAAAUAUUUUUUUUUGUGAUUCUUCCUCCUUAAACGCCACACUGUAAAAAUGCAACUAGUAGCUUCUGUGCCAAAUGCAGGGUUAAACUGUGUUCACGUGAAAACACAUAAUGUUAGCUUCAUUCAUUUAGCAUUUCUAAUGUGGUUAAUGUGCUUAGCUUAACAAACUUAAAAAAAAUAAUAAAAUUUCAAAUAAACCAAGACAAAGAAAAACGUUGCACCAAAAACAACCCAAAGUGUUUCUCUGUGUUUGUACCGAUACUGUAAAUAUUGUCAGGGACAAUACGUAAGUUAAAUCUUGCUAUUUAUUAAACUAAUUUAAUUCAAGUGCUACUGAACUUUGAGAAGUUCAGUAGCACUUGAAGAAUACACCCAAUCAGCCUGGGGUCAUGAAAGUUGUUUUAAAGGGAAAGCCUUCACACAUUCCGUUCAACCCUCAAAGAAAACAAAGACAUGUUCACAUGUUUUGACCUGUCAGCCUUUGUAAAUGAUCCAACCUCAACAUUCAAAUCGAAAUAGUUUCAGUUCAGAAAAUGAAAGUGAACAAGCCAAACACCUUCUGCAACGUCAUUUAACAAAGUAUGUCACCUAGUCUCCCACGACCUCUUGCCCAUCUCCAUCACUCGUCAGUAUACAGUAAAUCACAGCAAAACAUGACAGUACAGCUAGAAUUACCCAUCCACUGUAAAAAUGCCCUGCAAUUAAAGAAAAAAAACAUUCUGUUCAGGAUACUGGUGACCCCAAACACAAAGCAUAGGAGGAAAGCAUUUUUCUUGUAUCAUAAUGUAUAUCAACCCCAAAGGUCCGUAUAAUACUGAUGGAAUAAAGGCUUUAAUUAUGAUAUGAAUGAGUUAAAAAUAAUCACUUCUAUACUGUGAGUAUGAGUAUAGUAUUAAAAAGUAGGUUAUGAGUCUUCUAGUUCUUAGCAGGGCACAUAGUGUAUAUCUGGAAUGAUCUGUACAUAGACAUGAGGGUAGGCAAGCAGAGAUUUCCAUAUAGCUGGAGUUUAAUGAGCAUUCGUACCGGCAUUCUUUAAUGCAGGAGCAUUCUUUAAUGUAUUACUUGAUGAUUGUUAAUGAUUGUUUGUCUUUGCAUCAUAAUGAAACAAAGAUUUGAAAAAUGAGGAACAAUCUGAAAAGCUCGUAAAUCAGCUCUGUUGGAAGAUCCAUGAUUUAUGCAGAAAUGCGCUUUAGUAGAGUAGUAGAGUGACGUAGUUCUGCACCACAACAGUGAAAAGCUGCUGCUGUUCUGAACACGUGAAUUUGUGUCAGGUGUCAAUUAAGUCAUUAAAAAUAAUUUAAUUUUGAUUUCAUGUUGUAGAGUAGGUUGUUACUAAAACAUCACACUACUGAGAGAAUGAAUGACAACGAUCUAUUAGGUUGUAAAUGUAUGUGUUAAAGUCUUUGUAAUGUACAUGUCAAAACUAUUUAUUGAGCAUUAGAUGAAUUAAGAAUGAUGGCCUAUGAUGCCAGUGCUUUGUGUCUGGUGAAAGCACAACUCAUUAGUUUAGUGUCAUUAACACAUUAACACAAAGAACAAAUAAAAGAAUUAAUUGAGCUUUGUUGCAGUCUUGGCAAAACAUUGGUAUUAUAUAUGUAGCAGUGAAGAUGUGCAGUGUCUUCUUUAACCUUUUUAGGUCACUAAUUUCCCUCCCCACCCACUGUACAUUCCAAACGUGUACACAACUUAUUAAAACUACACCCAUAUUUUCAUUAGCCCGACAAUUAGUCAGUAACCAGUCACUGCUGUACGACAGUCCAUGCUUUGUGAACUCUUAUCUUGUGCCAACAUGAGCAGGCUAAUUCUAACAGCAGGUCUCUGUUUGAUGAUCAUCAGCUUGGCCUCUUCUUCCAUGCUGGUGUGUUACUUUGACCGCUCAGCGGAAACCAGAGCCGCACAAGGCGAGUUUACGAUUUCAGACAUUGAUCCAAAACUGUGCACCCACAUUAUCUACACAUCCGCUGACAUCAGCUCUACGAAUGAACUGGUUCCCUUCAACGCUUCUGACUUAAUAGACUACAAGUCCUUGAACAGGCUCAAAACCAGAAAUCCACAGCUCAAAACCCUGUUAUCAGUUGGUGGAGUGACGUUUAACAUACAAAAGUUUAGUAAGAUGGCGUCAACACCAACAACCAGAUCCACGUUUAUCCAGUCUGCUGUCUUACAACUGAGAACCUUUGGGUUUGAUGGGAUCAACGUGGACUGGAGGUUCCCUGGACCAGGUGACAAACAGGCAUUCACAAUGUUGUGCGAGGAACUUCUUGGUGCUUUUGAGGAUGAAGGGAUUCAAACUUACCGCCAAAGACUAAUUCUCACUGCUAGCGUCUCUGCUGAGAAAGCAGUCAUCAGUGCCAGUUAUGAAGUACCACAGAUUGCCACGUCCCUUGAUUACCUACUCGUGCUGACAUUUGACUUUCACGGCCCCUGGGAAAAUGUCACAGGGCAUCAUAGCCCCCUAUAUCAGGGAUCACAAGACACUGGAAACAACAUCUACCUUAACACUGACUACGCCAUGCGGUUCUGGCAGGACCAGGGGGCACCUGCACAAAAGCUCAUCAUGGGGUUAGCAGCAUAUGGACGAGCCUUUACACUCGCUUCCUCAGCCACAGGUGUUGGAGCACCUGCUAACGGUCCGGGUGAAGAAGGCUGCUACACUGGUGAAAACGGCUUCUGGGCCUAUUAUGAGACCUGUCUAUAUAUUCAAAGGGGUCAAAUCGAGUGGAUUGCUAAACAGGAAGUCUUCUUCAGUGUCACAGAGGAUCAGUGGGUUGGAUUUGACACUCAAAGCAGUCUUGCGAUCAAGGUCAGUUACAUUAAAGCAAACAACUUCGGUGGAGCCUUCGUCUGGUCUCUGGACCUGGACGACUUCAGAGGGGAGUUCUGUAACCAGGGGAUUAACCCUUUCAUCAGAUUCCUGAGUUCUGAACUGAUUUUAGGUGCACAAAAGGUGCCUGAAAUAAUGGCCUGGGAGCUCAGUAGGUACUUCAAGCCCACCAGCACAUGGCAACAAAUAUAAUAAUGAUGAAUAAAACAGACUUCAACACCACAACUCCAACACCAUCUACAAAACACAUACACAGACAUACAAAACACACCAAAACAACUCCAGCACCAUCUACAAAACACACACAUACAAAACACACCACAACAACUCCA
This is a messenger RNA of Betta splendens (Siamese fighting fish), 3402 nucleotides long. RefSeq names its product acidic mammalian chitinase-like. The coding region runs from base 2006 to 3262 and encodes 418 amino acids. Gene Ontology annotation, cellular component: extracellular region. NCBI's taxonomy places the organism in Eukaryota, Metazoa, Chordata, Actinopteri, Anabantiformes, Osphronemidae. The transcript has 13 exons. Gene Ontology annotation, biological process: chitin catabolic process; carbohydrate metabolic process. Gene Ontology annotation, molecular function: chitinase activity; chitin binding. The record is from RefSeq and is a predicted model, not a curated record.